UUUGCGUGCAUACCGUUGGCUGCAGACCAUGAUCUUUGCAGUGGAAGAGAUAAACAGAAACCCCCAACUGCUGCCCAAUCUCACCCUGGGGUAUGCCCUGGCUGACACUUGUCUUGCAGAGACAACAACAUUAGGCACUGCACUGGGGCUGGUAACCGGGAAGGACCCUGUCGUUACGAGCUCCAGGUGCGGCCGCACUCCCGAGGUGCCUGUCAUCGUUGGUGAUGCCCGCUCCUCAGGAUCUAUUGUGGUUGCUCGCACACUGGGAGGCUUCAACAUCCCCAUGGUUAGCUACUUUGCCACUUGUGCUUGCCUUGGAGACCACCAAAAGUACCCCACCUUCUUCCGCACUGUGCCCAGCGAUGCCUUUCAGGCCAGGGCCAUGGCACACAUGCUGCGCCUCUUUGGCUGGACCUGGGUGGGGGUGGUAGUGGGAGAUGAUGACUACGGCAUGUCUGGGAUCCAGCAUCUGCUGGAGGAGCUGCAGAACUCUGAGGUGUGUGUGGCCUUUUCUGAGGUCAUCCCAAAGGUCAACUUGGAAAAGAGUAUCCCACGCAUUGCGGAAACCCUCAGGCAUUCCACAGCCAAAGUCAUCAUCACUUUUGCCAUUUCCACAGACAUGCAUGUCCUGUUGAGUGAGGUGCUGAAACAAAACAUCACCGACAAGCAGUGGAUUGCCACAGAGUCCUGGAUUACAGCUAACCUCAUUUCUUCUACACAAAACCUGGCCUCACUGAGUGGCACUAUAGGAUUUGCCUUGCGCAAGGGCAACCUUCAGGGUCUCAGAUCUUUUCUCACCAGGUUGCAGCCCGAAGCUUUUCCCUCUGACCCCUUUCUGCGGGAAUUCUGGGAGGUGACUUUCGGAUGCUCUUGGAAGAAGGACUCCAGCCCCUCUCCGUUAGCCACACCCCAGUGCACAGGGUCUGAGAGCUUGGACAAUGUUGAAGGCAUUUAUAAUGAUGUCUCUCAGUUGAGGGCCACUUACAGUGUGUACAAGGCUGUGUAUGCCAUCGCACAUGCCAUUCACAACAUGCUGUCCUGCCAACCAGGAGAUGGCCCCUUUGAAAAUGGGGGGUGUCCAGAUGUCACCAACCUCCAGCCCUGGCAGAUUCUCCACUACCUCCGCACCGUAAACUUCACCACACCUGUGGGGGAAGCUACACACUUUGACAAGAACGGUGAACCCCCGGCUGCUUAUGACAUAAUUAACUGGCAAGUGGGGGCACAUGGAACAUUGGAGUUUGUCAGAGUGGGACAGUUUGACUCUGGGGAUGGAUCUCACGGCGAGUUUGACAUCGAUGUGAAAAGAGUCGUCUGGGGCGGUGGCCAGAAUGAGGUGCCUGUGUCCGUCUGCAGCAUGCCCUGUCCCCCAGGCACUCGGAAGGCUGUGCAGAAAGGAAAGCCCAUCUGCUGCUUCGACUGCUUACCAUGUGCAGAAGGAGAGAUCAGCAACACCACUGGUUCAACAGAGUGCCAGAAGUGCCCAGAUCGAUUCUGGUCGAAUGCUGCCCGAACAACCUGCGUUCCAAAAGAGGUGGAGUUCCUGUCCUUCCAGGAGACCAUGGGGAUCAUUCUUGCUGCUCUUUCAGUCUCUGGGGUGGUCCUCACAACCACUGUCCUUGGCACCUUCUUUUUCCACCGGGAUACGCCCCUUGUCAGGGCAAACAAUGCAGAGCUGAGCUUCCUGCUACUGCUGUCACUCUCUCUCUGCUUCCUGUGUGCACUGGCCUUCAUCGGUCGCCCCUCUCUCUGGUCCUGUAUGUUGCGCCACACGCUGUUUGGGAUCAGUUUUGUGCUCUGCAUUUCCUGUGUCCUCAGCAGGACGGUGGUGGUGCUGGUGGCCUUCCGUGCCUCAGUCCCUGGCAGCAACAUCAUGCGGUACUUUGGCCCAGUGCAGCAGAGACUGGCCAUCUCCCUCUGCACCUCUGUCCAGGUGCUCAUCUGUGUGCUGUGGUUGGUUCUCUCACCGCCCAUCCCAUCCGAGAUACAGGGAAGGAGUGCCAGGAUCAUCCUUGAGUGUGAUGUGGGCUCAGGGGCUGGAUUUGCCUGUGUCCUGGGCUACAUCGGCCUGCUGGCAGCCAUCUGCUUCCUGCUGGCCUUUUUAGCCAGGAAGCUCCCAGACAACUUCAAUGAGGCCAAGUUCAUCACCUUCAGCAUGCUCAUCUUCUGCGCUGUCUGGAUCACCUUUGUUCCUGCCUAUGUCAGCUCCCCGGGGAAAUACACAGUUGCCGUAGAGAUAUUUGCAAUCCUGGCCUCAAGCUAUGGACUUCUCCUCUGCAUCUUUGCUCCCAAGUGUUAUAUAAUCCUACUGAGACCUGACAAGAACACCAAGAAGAAGAUGAUGUCCAAAGAAAAGUCAUAAACCUGUGAUUAAAUGUAUUGUUGAGAAAUAUUCAGGUGAUGUCUAGAGAGAAUUUUUAUCUGCUUUUGUUUAGAUAUUGGGUCAGUGGACCAGUAAGCAUCCAAAGCUGAAACUAGAACAUGUUUUUAAGCUUCAUAUUCGGUAAAUGCAAAAAGUUCAUUAGUUUUUAAGAAAUUAGUAAUACUUCUGAUACUUUUGGUUCUUACCUUUCUCUAUACACAGUUGGCUUGUAAACAUUAAAGCAAAACCACUCAAAUAUUAUAUAUAAUGUAUAACCUUCAAUAAUACAUCAUGAAAUACAUUAUACAUUAUUCCAGAAACCGAACUGAUGAAAAUAAACCAUAUUUUUCAAGCCAAAACACUUUUUUUGACCAUGAAGCAUGCCACAUUUAUUCUCCUUGUCAUUUUACCAUCACAGAAUAGAAACAGAAGAGAGCAAACUUUGCUCCGUGUGGGAACCCCUCUCAGCACUGUGAUUCCACCCUACACAUGUAAAUUCAGUCACCAUCAAACCCCCUUGUUUUUCUCUGAGAUUCACAUUUACAUUUAUCAAUACACUUUUAUCAGAUAGUUUCCACUCUGCAGGCCUGUAAAUGGGGAGUGUCACCAUGACCCAAUCAAUGUAGUGGUGGAUUCAGGGAUCAUACGCUGGGUGCUUGUAAACCCACCACCAAAUUCAUUCAUUACAAUCAUGUGAUGGGGUUGAUAAAGACUUCAAUGUGGGGAUGAAUAAUAGUGGGCAAUGUAGAUCCAGAAAUUAGGUUUAACGCUGUGUGGAGAUAACACCUUUGACAUUUUCAGUUUUUAACUGAAAUUGAGUC
Molecule: messenger RNA, 3183 nt
Organism: Anguilla rostrata (American eel)
Lineage: Eukaryota; Metazoa; Chordata; Actinopteri; Anguilliformes; Anguillidae
Product: extracellular calcium-sensing receptor-like
Exons: 5
Coding region: 29-2362 (777 amino acids)
Biological process (GO): G protein-coupled receptor signaling pathway
Cellular component (GO): plasma membrane
Molecular function (GO): G protein-coupled receptor activity
Source: RefSeq, a predicted model, not a curated record